Molecule: messenger RNA, 8715 nt
Organism: Closterium sp. Naga37s-1
Lineage: Eukaryota; Viridiplantae; Streptophyta; Zygnematophyceae; Desmidiales; Closteriaceae
Source: the annotation of a GenBank genome assembly
AUGGACCGGUUGGACCAACUGGCCAGUCGGUCCUAUGGACCGGUUGGACCAACUGGCCUGUCGGUCCUGUGGACCGGUUGGACCAACUGGCCUGUUGGUCCUGUGGACCGGUUGGACCAACUGGCCUGUUGGUCCUGUGGACCGGUUGGACCAACUGGCCUGUUGGUCCUGUGGACCGGUUGGACCAACUGGUCUGUUGGUCCUGUGGACCGGUUGGACCAACUGGCCUGUUGGUACUAUGGACCGGUUGGACCAACUGGCCUGUUGGUCCUAUGGACCGGUUGGACCAACUGGCCUGUUGGUCCUAUGGACCGGUUGGACCAACUGGCCCGUUGGUUCUAUGGACCGGUUGGACCAACUGGCCUGUUGGUCCUAUGGACCGGUUGGACCAACUGGCCUGUUGGUCCUAUGGACCGGUUGGACCAACUGGCCUGUUGGUCCUAUGGAUCGGUUGGACCAACUGGCCUGUUGGCCCUAUGGACCGGUUGGACCAACUGGCCUGUUGGUCCUAUGGACCGAUUGGACCAACUGGCCUGUUGGUCCUAUGGACCGGUUGGACCAACUGGCCUGUUGGUCCUAUGGACCGGUUGGACCAACUGGCAUGUUGGUCCUAUGGACCGGUUGGACCAACUGGCCUGUUGGUCCUAUGGACCGGUUGGACCAACUGGCAUGUUGGUCCUAUGGACCGGUUGGACCAACUUGCCUGUUGGUCCUAUGGACCGGUUGGACCAACUGGCCUGUUGGUCCUAUGGACCGUUUGGACCAACUUGCCUGUUGGUCCUAUGGACCGGUUGGACCAACUGGCCUGUUGGUACUAUGGACCGGUUGGACCAACUGGCCUGUUGGUCCUGUGGACCGGUUGGACCAACUGGCCUGUUGGUACUAUGGACCGGUUGGACCAACUGGCCUGUUGGUCCUAUGGACCGGUUGGACCAACUUGCCUGUUGGUCCUAUGGACCGGUUGGACCAACUGGCCUGUUGGUACUAUGGACCGGUUGGACCAACUGGCCUGUUGGUCCUAUGGACCGGUUGGACCAACUGGCCUGUUGGUCCUAUGGACCGGUUGGACCAACUGGCCCGUUGGUUCUAUGGACCGGUUGGACCAACUGGCCUGUUGGUCCUAUGGACCGGUUGGACCAACUGGCCUGUUGGUCCUAUGGACCGGUUGGACCAACUGGCCUGUUGGUCCUAUGGAUCGGUUGGACCAACUGGCCUGUUGGCCCUAUGGACCGGUUGGACCAACUGGCCUGUUGGUCCUAUGGAUCGGUUGGACCAACUGGCCUGUUGGCCCUAUGGACCGGUUGGACCAACUGGCCUGUUGGUCCUAUGGACCGAUUGGACCAACUGGCCUGUUGGUCCUAUGGACCGGUUGGACCAACUGGCCUGUUGGUCCUAUGGACCGGUUGGACCAACUGGCAUGUUGGUCCUAUGGACCGGUUGGACCAACUGGCCUGUUGGUCCUAUGGACCGGUUGGACCAACUGGCAUGUUGGUCCUAUGGACCGGUUGGACCAACUUGCCUGUUGGUCCUAUGGACCGGUUGGACCAACUGGCCUGUUGGUCCUAUGGACCGUUUGGACCAACUGGCCUGUUGGUACUAUGGACCGGUUGGACCAACUGGCCUGUUGGUCCUAUGGACCGGUUGGACCAACUGGCCUGUUGGUCCUAUGGACCGGUUGGACCAACUGGCCCGUUGGUUCUAUGGACCGGUUGGACCAACUGGCCUGUUGGUCCUAUGGACCGGUUGGACCAACUGGCCUGUUGGUCCUAUGGACCGGUUGGACCAACUGGCCUGUUGGUCCUAUGGAUCGGUUGGACCAACUGGCCUGUUGGCCCUAUGGACCGGUUGGACCAACUGGCCUGUUGGCCGAAUGGACCGGUUGGACCAACUGGCCUGUUGGUCCUAUGGAUCGGUUGGACCAACUGGCCUGUCGGUCCAAUGGACCGGUUGGACCAACUGGCCAGUCGGUCCUAUGGACCGGUUGGACCAACUGGCCUGUUGGUCCUGUGGACCGGUUGGACCAACUGGCCUGUUGGUCCUGUGGACCGGUUGGACCAACUGGCCUGUUGGUCCUGUGGACCGGUUGGACCAACUGGCCUGUUGGUCCUGUGGACCGGUUGGACCAACUGGCCUGUUGGUCCUGUGGACCGGUUGGACCAACUGGUCUGUCGGUCCUAUGGACCGGUUGGACCAACUGGCCUGUCGGUCCUAUGGACUGGUUGGAGCAACUGGCCUGUUGUUCCAAUGGACCUGUUGGACCAACUGACGUGUUGUUCCUAUAGAUCGGUUGGACCAACUGGCCUGUUGGUCCUAUGGACCGGGUUGGACCAACUGGCCAGUCGGUCCUAUGGACCGGUUGGACCAACUGGCCAGUCGGUCCUAUGGACCGGUUGGACCAACUGGCCAGUCGGUCCUAUGGACCGGUUGGACCAACUGGCCUGUCGGUCCUGUGGACCGGUUGGACCAACUGGCCUGUUGGUCCUGUGGACCGGUUGGACCAACUGGCCUGUUGGUCCUGUGGACCGGUUGGACCAACUGGCCUGUUGGUCCUGUGGACCGGUUGGACCAACUGGUCUGUUGGUCCUGUGGACCGGUUGGACCAACUGGCCUGUUGGUACUAUGGACCGGUUGGACCAACUGGCCUGUUGGUCCUAUGGACCGGUUGGACCAACUGGCCUGUUGGUCCUAUGGACCGGUUGGACCAACUGGCCCGUUGGUUCUAUGGACCGGUUGGACCAACUGGCCUGUUGGUCCUAUGGACCGGUUGGACCAACUGGCCUGUUGGUCCUAUGGACCGGUUGGACCAACUGGCCUGUUGGUCCUAUGGAUCGGUUGGACCAACUGGCCUGUUGGCCCUAUGGACCGGUUGGACCAACUGGCCUGUUGGCCGAAUGGACCGGUUGGACCAACUGGCCUGUUGGUCCUAUGGAUCGGUUGGACCAACUGGCCUGUCGGUCCAAUGGACCGGUUGGACCAACUGGCCAGUCGGUCCUAUGGACCGGUUGGACCAACUGGCCUGUUGGUCCUGUGGACCGGUUGGACCAACUGGCCUGUUGGUCCUGUGGACCGGUUGGACCAACUGGCCUGUUGGUCCUGUGGACCGGUUGGACCAACUGGCCUGUUGGUCCUGUGGACCGGUUGGACCAACUGGCCUGUUGGUCCUGUGGACCGGUUGGACCAACUGGUCUGUCGGUCCUAUGGACCGUCGGUCCUAUGGACCGGUUGGACCAACUGGCCAGUCGGUCCUAUGGACCGGUUGGACCAACUGGCCAGUCGGUCCUAUGGACCGGUUGGACCAACUGGCCUGUCGGUCCUGUGGACCGGUUGGACCAACUGGCCUGUCGGUCCUGUGGACCGGUUGGACCAACUGGCCUGUUGGUCCUGUGGACCGGUUGGACCAACUGGCCUGUUGGUCCUGUGGACCGGUUGGACCAACUGGUCUGUUGGUCCUGUGGACCGGUUGGACCAACUGGCCUGUUGGUCCUAUGGACCGGUUGGAGCAACUGGCCUGUUGUUCCAAUGGACCUGUUGGACCAACUGACGUGUUGUUCCUAUAGAUCGGUUGGACCAACUGGCCUGUUGGUCCUAUGGACCGGGUUGGACCAACUGGCCUGUCGGUCCUAUGGACCGGUUGGACCAACUGGCCAGUCGGUCCUAUGGACCGGUUGGACCAACUGGCCUGUUGGUCCUGUGGACCGGUUGGACCAACUGGCCUGUUGGUCCUGUGGACCGGUUGGACCAACUGGCCUGUUGGUACUAUGGACCGGUUGGACCAACUGGCAUGUUGGUCCUAUGGACCGGUUGGACCAACUGUCCUGUUGGUCCUAUGGACCGGUUGGACCAACUGGCCUGUUGGUCCUAUGGACCGGUUGGACCAACUGGCCUGUUGGUCCAAUGGACCGGUUGGACCAACUGGCCUGUUGGUGCUAUGGACCGGUUGGUCCAACUGGCCUGUUGGUCCUAUGGACCGGUUGGACCAACUGGCAUGUUGGUGCUAUGGACCGGCUGGACCAACUGGCCUGCUGGUCCUAUGGACCGGUUGGACCAACUGGCAUGUUGGUGCUAUGGACCGAUUGGACCAACUGGCCUAUUGGUCCUAUGGACCGGUUGGACCAACUGGCCUGUUGGCCAAAUGGACCGGUUGGACCAACUGGCCUGUUGGUACUAUGGACCGGUUGGACCAACUGGCCUGUUGGUCCUAUGGACCGGUUGGACCAACUGGCAUGUUGGUCCUAUGGACCGAUUGGACCAACUGGCCUGUUGGUCCUAUGGACCGGUUGGACCAACUGGCCUGUUGGUCCUAUGGACCGGUUGGACCAACUAGCAUGUUGGUCCUAUGGACCGGUUGGACCAACUGGCCUGCUGGUCCUAUGGACCGAUUGGACCAACUGGCAUGUUGGUCCUAUGGACCGGUUGGACCAACUGGCCUGUUGGUCCUAUGGACCGGUUGGACCAACUCGCCUGUUGGUCCUAUGGACCGGUUGGACCAACUCGCCUGUUGGUCCUAUGGACCGGUUGGACCAACUGGCCUGUUGGUCCUAUGGACCGGUUGGACCAACUGGCCUGUUGGUCCUAUGGACCGGUUGGACCAACUGGCCUGCUGGUCCUAUGGACCGAUUGGACCAACUGGCAUGUUGGUCCUAUGGACCGGCUGGACCAACUGGCCUGUUGGUCCUAUGGACCGGUUGGACCAACUGGCCUGUUGGUCCUAUGGACCGGUUGGACCAACUGGCCCGUUGGCCGAAUGGACCGGUUGGACCAACUGGCCUGUUGGACCUAUGGACCAGUUGGACCAACUGGCAUGUUGGUCCUAUGGACCGGUUGGACCAACUGGCCUGUUGGUCCUAUGGACCGGUUGGACCAACUGGCCUGUUGGUCCUAUGGACCAGUUGGACCAACUGGCCUGUUGGUCCUAUGGACCGGUUGGACCAACUGGCAUGUUGGUCCUAUGGACCGGUUGGACCAACUGGCCUGUUGGUCCUAUGGACCGGUUGGACCAACUGGCCUGUUGGUACUAUGGACCGGUUGGACCAACUGGCCUGUUGGUCCUAUGGACCGGUUGGACCAACUGGCCUGUUGGUACUAUGGACCGGUUGGACCAACUGGCCCGUUGGUCCUAUGGACCGGUUGGACCAACUAACCUGUUGGUCCUAUGGACCGGUUGGACCAACUGGCUUGUUGGUCCUAUGGACCGGUUGGACCAACUGUCCUGUUGGUCCUAUGGACCGGUUGGACCAACUGGCCUGUUGGUCCUAUGGACCGGUUGGACCAACUGGCCUGUUGGUCCUAUGGACCGAUUGGACCAACUGGCCUGUUGGUCCUAUGGACCGGUUGGACCAACUGGCCUGUUGGUCCUAUGGACCGGUUGGACCAACUGGCAUGUUGGUCCUAUGGACCGGUUGGACCAACUGGCCUGUUGGUCCUAUGGACCGGUUGGACCAACUGGCAUGUUGGUCCUAUGGACCGGUUGGACCAACUUGCCUGUUGGUCCUAUGGACCGGUUGGACCAACUGGCCUGUUGGUCCUAUGGACCGGUUGGACCAACUGGCCUGUUGGUACUAUGGACCGGUUGGACCAACUGGCCUGUUGGUCCUAUGGACCGGUUGGACCAACUGGCCUGUUGGUCCUAUGGAGCGGUUGGACCAACUUGCCUGUUGGUCCUAUGGACCGGUUGGACCAACUGGCCUGUUGGUCCUAUGGACCGGUUGGACCAACUGGCCUGUUGGUCCUAUGGACCGGUUGGACCAACUGGCCUGUUGGUCCUAUGGACCGGUUGGACCAACUGGCAUGUUGGUCCUAUGGAUCGGUUGGACCAACUGGCCUGUUGGCCCUAUGGACCGGUUGGACCAACUGGCCUGUUGGCCGAAUAGACCGGUUGGACCAACUAGCAUGUUGGUCCUAUGGACCGGUUGGACCAACUGGCCUGCUGGUCCUAUGGACCGAUUGGACCAACUGGCAUGUUGGUCCUAUGGACCGGUUGGACCAACUGGCCUGUUGGUCCUAUGGACCGGUUGGACCAACUGGCCUGUUGGUACUAUGGACCGGUUGGACCAACUCGCCUGUUGGUCCUAUGGACCGGUUGGACCAACUGGCAUGUUGGUCCUAUGGACCGGUUGGACCAACUUGCCUGUUGGUCCUAUGGACCGGUUGGACCAACUGGCCUGUUGGUCCUAUGGACCGGUUGGACCAACUGGCCUGUUGGUCCUAUGGACCGGUUGGACCAACUGGCCUGUUGGUACUAUGGACCGGUUGGACCAACUGGCCUGUUGGUCCUAUGGACCGGUUGGACCAACUGGCAUGUUGGUCCUAUGGACCGGUUGGACCAACUGGCAUGUUGGUCCUAUGGACCGAUCGGUUGGACCAACUGGCCUGUUGGUCCUAUGGACCGGGUUGGACCAACUGGCCUGUCGGUCCUAUGGACCGGUUGGACCAACUGGCCAGUCGGUCCUAUGGACCGGUUGGACCAACUGGCCUGUUGGUCCUGUGGACCGGUUGGACCAACUGGCCUGUUGGUCCUGUGGACCGGUUGGACCAACUGGCCUGUUGGUCCUGUGGACCGGUUGGACCAACUGGCCUGUUGGUCCUCUGGACCGGUUGGACCAACUGGCCUGUUGGUCCUAUGGACCGGUUGGACCAACUGGCCUGUUGGUCCUAUGGACCGAUUGGACCAACUGGCCUCUUGGUCCUAUGGACCGAUUGGACCAACUGGCCUGUUGGCCAAAUGGACCGGUUGGACCAACUGGCCUGUUGGUACUAUGGACCGGUUGGACCAACUGGCCUGUUGGUCCUAUGGACCGGUUGGACCAACUGGCAUGUUGGUCCUAUGGACCGCAUGGACCAAUUGGCCUGUUGGUCCUAUGGACCGGUUGGACCAACUGGCAUGUUGGUCCUAUGGACCGGUUGGACCAACUCGCCUGUUGGUCCUAUGGACCGGUUGGACCAACUGGCAUGUUGGUCCUAUGGACCGGUUGGACCAACUUGCCUGUUGGUCCUAUGGACCGGUUGGACCAACUGGCCUGUUGGUCCUAUGGACCGGUUGGACCAACUGGCCUGUUGGUCCUAUGGACCGGUUGGACCAACUGGCCUGUUGGUCCUAUGGACCGGUUGGACCAACAGGCUUGUUGGUACUAUGGACCGGUUGGACCAACUGGCCUGUUGGUCCUAUGGACCGGUUGGACCAACUGGCCUGUUGGUCCUAUGGAGCGGUUGGACCAACUUGCCUGUUGGUCCUAUGGACCGGUUGGACCAACUGGCCUGUUGGUCCUAUGGACCGGUUGGACCAACUGGCCUGUUGGUCCUAUGGACCGGUUGGACCAACUGGCCUGUUGGUCCUAUGGACCGGUUGGACCAACUGGCAUGUUGGUCCUAUGGAUCGGUUGGACCAACUGGCCUGUUGGCCCUAUGGACCGGUUGGACCAACUGGCCUGUUGGCCGAAUGGACCGGUUGGACCAACUGGCCUGUUGGUCCUAUGGAUCGGUUGGACCAACUGGCCUGUCGGUCCUAUGGACCGGUUGGACCAACUGGCCAGUCGGUCCUAUGGACCGGUUGGACCAACUGGCCUGUUGGUCCUGUGGACCGGUUGGACCAACUGCCCUGUUGGUCCUGUGGACCGGUUGGACCAACUGGCCUGUUGGUCCUGUGGACCGGUUGGACCAACUGGCCUGUUGGUCCUGUGGACCGGUUGGACCAACUGGCCUGUUGGUGCUAUGGACCGGUUGGACCAACUGGCCUGUUGGUCCUAUGGACCGAGUGGACCAACUGGCAUGUUGGUGCUAUGGACCGAUUGGACCAACUGGCAUGUUGGUGCUAUGGACCGAUUGGACCAACUGGCCUAUUGGUCCUAUGGACUGGUUGGACCAACUGGCCUGUUGGCGAAAUGGACCGGUUGGACCAACUGGCCUGUUGGGACUAUGGACCGGUUGGACCAACUGGCCUGUUGGUCCUAUGGACCGGUUGGACCAACUGGUAUGUUGGUCCUAUGGACUGAUUGGACCAACUGGCCUGUUGGUCCUAUGGACCGGCUGGACCAACUGGCCUGUUGGUCCUAUGGACCGGUUGGACCAACUAGCAUGUUGGUCCUAUGGACCGGUUGGACCAACUGGCCUGCUGGUCCUAUGGACCGAUUGGACCAACUGGCAUGUUGGUCCUAUGGACCGGUUGGACCAACUGGCCUGUUGGUCCUAUGGACCGGUUGGACCAAGUGGCCUGUUGGUACUAUGGACCGGUUGGACCAACUCGCCUGUUGGUCCUAUGGACCGGUUGGACCAACUGGCAUGUUGGUCCUAUGGACCGGUUGGACCAACUUGCCUGUUGGUCCUAUGGACCAGUUGGACCAACUGGCCUGUUGGUCCUAUGGACCGGUUGGACCAACUGGCCUGUUGGUCCUAUGGACCGGUUGGACCAACUGGCCUGUUGGUACUAUGGACCGGUUGGACCAACUGGCCUGUUGGUCCUAUGGACCGGUUGGACCAACUGGCAUGUUGGUCCUAUGGACCGGUUGGACCAACUGGCAUGUUGGUCCUAUGGACCGGUUGGACCAACUGGCCUGUCGGCCGAAUGGACCGGUUGGACCAACUGGCAUGUUGGUCCUAUGGACCGGUUGGACCAACUGGCCUGUUGGCCAAAUGGACCGGUUGGACCAACUGGCCUGUUGGGACUAUGGACCGGUUGGACCAACUGGCCUGUCGGUCCUAUGGACCGGUUGGACGAACUAG